Salpingoeca rosetta is the source of this 750-nucleotide messenger RNA. RefSeq lists its product as uncharacterized. The record is from RefSeq and is a predicted model, not a curated record. Gene Ontology annotation, cellular component: cytoplasm; actin cortical patch. Gene Ontology annotation, molecular function: protein binding; lipid binding. Bases 1 to 750 code for a protein of 249 amino acids. Gene Ontology annotation, biological process: endocytosis; actin cortical patch localization; plasma membrane tubulation. Lineage: Eukaryota; Choanoflagellata; Craspedida; Salpingoecidae. The transcript has 4 exons.
AUGUUCCGGUUGCGGUCGCGGCCGUCUGCGGUGCAGGCGUCGUCGCUGGUGCCGGCGGAGAUGCAGCAGUCAAUCAAGGACUACAGGCGCAUGGAGGCGACGAUGCAGGCGAUACUCAAGGCGUGCAAGGCGUAUCUGGGGGCGAUUGAUGUCAUGAACAAGGCGCGAACGCGGUUGCGCGACAACCUCAACGACAUCGCGCUGUUCAAGCAGCCGAAGGACGAGGUCGGGGCGCCGAGCCAGGGCGAGAUUGAGAAGAUGAAGCGGGUGGCGGAGGGCAUUGUCUUCCUCGGGACGCAUCGCCUCAGCGACCAGAUCAAGCGCACGUUGCACGACCCGCUCAAGAAGUUUGUGAAGAUCUUUCCCAACGUCAACGACUGCAUCAAACACUACGAGAAGGUUGCGAGCGACUGCGAGAAGGCCAAGGACAAGUACGCCAAGCUCACCAACUCGUCUUCUUCCGACAGCAGCAAGAUUGACAAGGCAAAAGCGCAGAAGAUCAAGGCCGAACAGGCGUGGAGCAACGAGAACGAGUACUUGCCAGAGGAGCUGCCGCUGCUGUACGAGCUGCGGUUGAACUUCUUUGAGCCGUCGUUGGCGGCGCUGGCCGGUUCGCAGAAGCAGUAUCUUGAAGGCCUUACCGACACCCUUGAGGCGUUCUUCGACCAAGUCGCGGCGACGGACGAGGAGUACCUGCAGGAGAUUGACACGUACUUUGCCGAGCUGCAACAGCUCUCCAUAACCGAGUAA